Messenger RNA from Funneliformis caledonium, 272 nucleotides. NCBI's taxonomy places the organism in Eukaryota, Fungi, Glomeromycota, Glomeromycetes, Glomerales, Glomeraceae. The record is from the annotation of a GenBank genome assembly.
AUGAUGAACUCACUCUAAAGUUACUAACUACAUUAUAUGAACCUAUCAUUACUAAAAACACCAAUAUUAUAGAAGUUGACUCUGUCGAAAAGAACUCAAACAAUAGCUUCAAUAAAGAAAAGAAUUCUGAGAUUUUCACUCUAGAAACUACUGCACAAAAAACUACUAUAAGCUUCGAUACUUCGAUCCUUAGUUUUAAAACACCUUCAAUACAAAUUAUUAAAUUUUUAGCUUUUGUUUCCUUAGAAAAAUUCUCUGAAUCUAACUUCUAA